AUGGGUCAUUGUGGUCAGGUGCCAGCGAGGUUAUCCCAGCUUCUUACCCCUUUACAGGCGAUGACCCGCGGAUGGGUCCCCGACCCUGGCAGCCGGGGGCGGCGGUGACCUCGAGCCCCGGCACUGCCCCUUCCUGGGGGGCGGACAUGGGCUGGAGCCGCCGCCCAUGGCUGGGCUCCCCCCGCUGCACGGCCCCGACCCCUGACUGGAGGCAGGAGGUGCCCUGCAGAAUGCCCUGGGCCGCUCGGGAUCAGGGGCUGGUCAGCUUCACCGGCGCGGCACUGCCAUGCACCCGCCAGCUGCCCCACGUGGCGUCGCUGGCCCUCAAACGCCGCCUGGAGAAGGAAGAGCAGCAGCCUGGCCCAAAGCAGUUCCUGUCGGAGGAGAAGAUGGCGGCCCGCUUCAACACGCUGAGCCUGGAGAACGACCACGUCUACAGCGGCAACGGGUUCCCCGCCCGGGGCCCGGCGCCCGACCCCGCCUGGGCGCAGUGGGUGCAGGAUUACGCCCGCUGCCGGCAGCCAGAGCAGAGGCUGCCCCCGGCUGGAGGGAGCGAGGACGCCAGCGGGGCGGAGGCCGAGGAGGGCAGCGUGGUGCUGGAGGGGGAGUUCAGCAUGGCCGACUGCACCCCCCUCAGCCUGGCAGAGCCGGGCCUCCUGCAGUACCUGAACCCCGCGACGGAGCUGGUGCUGUGGACCCCCCCAGGUAGCCAGGUGCCCCACUCCAUCCGGACCUUCAUGCUGCCCCCCAGCGCCCUGGCUGCCCCCCCGCUGCUCCUCCCGGGCCGGGGGCAGGGGGCGCAGCCGGAGCAGAUGGAGCUGUGAUGCAGGACCGUUCCCCAUCCCAGCUGGGGAGACGCUGGCUAUGGACUCACCCCAGACAGACCCACAGGGGCUGGACGCACCCUGUCGCCAGCGCAGCGAGCUUCCCCGCAGCAGUGCCCCCAGCUGGGGCCUCUCCACCACUGCGACCACAAGAUGAACUGUACUGAAGUUUGUGCGUCUCGCCCGCUGCCCGGGAGUCAAUAAAGAAGGAGAGAGCCCUGA
Molecule: messenger RNA, 1046 nt
Organism: Chelonia mydas (Green sea turtle)
Lineage: Eukaryota; Metazoa; Chordata; Testudines; Cheloniidae
Gene: HCFC1R1
Product: host cell factor C1 regulator 1
Exons: 6
Coding region: 72-824 (250 amino acids)
Source: RefSeq, a predicted model, not a curated record